ACUGGCGCGGAGUGCCGAAUGACAUUUCUUCGGCUUUCAUGUGGAGCCGUAACUUCUAUUUCACCAAAGGAGACCAGUAUUACCUCUACAACAUUGAUUUACAAGUCAGCCGCAAGCCUCAGCCGCUAAGCCACUGGAACGGGUUCCCUAGCGACUCCGUAGAUGCGGCGUUCCAGUGGGCCAACGACCGCAUUUACUUCUUCAAAGGCUCUGAGUAUUACCGCUUUAACGACAACACCACGGCUGUUGAUGAGGGCUAUCCCAUCAACACGGCUAUCGGGUGGCUGAGAUGCGAUUCCAACCAGCUGGUCAUCGGCCCGACAUCGUCGCCGACAACAUCGCCCGCUGCCGGAGGUGACGCGAUCGUGAAGACACCAUCUAUGGUUGCCGUUCUCUUCUCGACGAUUGCUGCCCUCUUCUAUUCAUUUCAAUAGAAUGACAUUAUCGCUUUCUUAUACGACGUACAUUAUAGAUAUUACUACCAUGUCUUUCAAUAUCCUGUACCCAUAAAUAUUAGACUACUAUCUCUUUAAAUAUUAUCAUUGAAGAUUCAUCACGAUUUGUUUCAUUUAUUCUCACUCGUUAUAAAUCUACGCCUACAUGUAAAAGUAGGAUUAACAUUUUUAGGAGUAAGUUUUAUUGUCGAUAUAAUUUAACUGUUGGAGGAUUUAUCAGAUCGAAUCUAUUUGUAGGCUUACUAGAUAACGGAUAUUUGACGAUAAGCUUUUCGAGAAAUAGCGCGAUUUCUUUUUCCAUCAUGAUGACAUAUAGUACU
Messenger RNA from Strongylocentrotus purpuratus (purple sea urchin), 775 nucleotides. RefSeq names its product matrix metalloproteinase-17. The record is from RefSeq and is a predicted model, not a curated record. Lineage: Eukaryota; Metazoa; Echinodermata; Echinoidea; Camarodonta; Strongylocentrotidae.